Molecule: messenger RNA, 3333 nt
Organism: Fukomys damarensis (Damara mole-rat)
Lineage: Eukaryota; Metazoa; Chordata; Mammalia; Rodentia; Bathyergidae
Gene: Mast3
Product: microtubule associated serine/threonine kinase 3
Exons: 26
Coding region: 16-3333 (1105 amino acids)
Biological process (GO): peptidyl-serine phosphorylation; intracellular signal transduction
Molecular function (GO): protein binding; protein serine/threonine kinase activity; ATP binding
Source: RefSeq, a predicted model, not a curated record
GGUCUUGCGGUGGUGAUGGUCCCUGGAUCCAGGACUCCUUGUCAGAAGGAGCUGAGCCUGCCACGCCGGGGCCGCGGUCUGUCCCCGAGCAGCCAGAGCCCGGCGCUGCUUAGCCCCAGCAGCCCCUGCAGCCCCUGCAGCCCUUCGCUGGGCGUGCACCUCUGGAGCUGCCGCAGCGGAAACCGCAAAAGCUUGGUGGUGGGGACGCCGUCUCCAACCCUUUCCCGGCCCCUGUCGCCGCUGUCCAUCCCAACCGCAGGCAGCAGCCCCUUGGACAGCCCACGGAACUUCUCAGCUGCGGCUGCCAUUAACUUCCCCUUCGCCCGGAGGGCUGAUGGCAGAAGAUGGUCCCUGGCGUCCCUCCCGUCUUCCGGCUAUGGAACCAACACACCCAGUUCCACCAUCUCGUCGAGCUCAUCCUCCCGGGAGCGUCUCCAUCAGCUUCCCUUCCAGCCGACGCCGGACGAGCUGCGCUUCCUGUCCAAGCAUUUCCGCAGCUCGGAGAGCGUGGUGGACGAGGAGGGUGGCCGCUCGCCCCGCCUGCGGCCCCGCUCUCGCAGCCUCAGCCCGGGCCGCGCCACUGGCAGCUUCGAUAACGAGAUCGUGAUGAUGAACCACGUGUACCGGGAACGGUUCCCCAAGGCCACAGCCCAGAUGGAGGGCCGGCUGCAGGAAUUCCUGGCCGCCUACGCGCCCGGCGCCCGGCUAGCUCUGGCCGACGGCGUCCUGGGCUUCAUCCAUCACCAGAUCGUGGAGCUGGCCCGGGACUGCCUGGCCAAGUCCGGUGAGGCGCUGGUCACCUCGCGUUACUUCCUGGAGAUGCAGGAGAAGCUGGAGCGGCUGCUGCAGGACGCUCAUGAGCGCUCUGACAGCGAGGAGGUGGGCUUCGUGAUCCAGCUCGUUCGGAAGUUGCUCAUCAUCAUCGCGCGGCCCGCGCGGCUCCUCGAAUGCCUGGAGUUCGACCCGGAGGAGUUCUACCACUUGCUGGAGGCGGCCGAGGGCCAGGCACGUGAGGGCCAGGGCAUCAAGACCGACCUGCCGCGGUACAUCAUUGGGCAGCUGGGCCUGGCCAAGGACCCUCUGGAGGAGAUUGUGCCUCUGAGCGACAUUGGUGAAGGACAGGCCCCUGCACCUGAGUCACCAGAGAACCGCGCCCUGGGCGGCCCGUCACGGAGAAAGCCCUGUGAGAGAGACUUUGAGACCAUCAAGCUCAUCAGCAACGGGGCCUAUGGGGCCGUGUACCUGGUGCGGCACCGCGACACGCGGCAGCGCUUCGCCAUCAAGAAGAUCAACAAGCAGAACCUGAUGCUGCGGAACCAGAUCCAGCAGGUGUUCGUGGAGCGGGACAUCCUCACCUUCGCGGAGAACCCCUUCGUGGUCAGCAUGUUCUGCUCCUUCGAGACGCGGCGCCACCUGUGCAUGGUCAUGGAGUACGUGGAAGGUACUGCCCCGCGGGCCCCAGGUGGGGUGGGGUGGCCGUGUGCAGAAGGGGCCGUGCGGCCCCUGCCGGCCUGGGGAAGAUCCAGCAGCAUGUUCUGCUCCUUCGAGACGCGGCGCCACCUGUGCAUGGUCAUGGAGUACGUGGAAGGUACUGCCCCGCGGGCCCCAGUGUCCCGCCUGCCCACUGCCCGCAGCCUGCUCAUCACCUCGCUGGGACACAUCAAGCUGACAGACUUCGGGCUGUCCAAGAUUGGGCUCAUGAGCAUGGCCACCAACCUGUACGAGGGCCACAUCGAGAAGGAUGCACAUGAGUUCGUGGACAAGCAGGUGUGCGGGACUCCCGAGUACAUCGCCCCCGAGGUGAUCUUCCGCCAGGGCUACGGGAAGCCGGUGGACUGGUGGGCCAUGGGCGUCACCCUCUACGAGUUCCUGGUGGGCUGUGUGCCCUUCUUCGGGGACACACCGGAGGAGCUGUUUGGGCAGGUGGUCAGUGACGAGAUCAUGUGGCCAGAAGGGGAAGAGGCGCUUCCAGCUGACGCCCAAGACCUCAUCACCAGGCUGCUGCGCCAGAGUCCCAUGGAGCGUCUGGGCACAGGUGGCACCCAUGAGGUCAAACAGCACCCCUUCUUCCUGGGCCUGGACUGGGCGGGGCUCCUGCGACACAAGGCGGAGUUCGUGCCGCAGCUGGAGGCUGAGGACGACACCAGCUACUUCGACACACGCUCGGAACGCUACCGCCACCUGGGCUCCGAGGACGAUGAGACCAACGACGAGGAGUCCUCCACGGAGAUCCCACAGUUUUCCUCGUGCUCACACCGCUUCAGCAAGGUCUACAGCAGCUCUGAGUUCCUGGCUGUGCAGCCGACCCCCACCUUUGCCGAAAGGAGCUGCAGUGUGGACCGGGAGGAAGGGUGGGAGCGCAGCAGUGACGGGGACAGUGGCCGCCAGCUGAGCACUGAGGUCCGACUUCGAUCCUGGACCUCCUCUGGAUCCUCCUGUCACUUGUCAUCAUGUCAGCCUGAGCGGGGCCCCAGCCCAUCACUCCUGAGCAACAUCAGCCUAGACACAAUGCCCAAGUUCGCCUUCUCAUCGGAAGAUGAGGGAGCAGGCCCAGCCCCUGUGGACCCCAAAAAGCCUGUCUUCAUUCUGGGAGAGCCUGAUCCCCCUCCGCCAACCACCCCAGUAACACCCAAACCCUCAAGCCUUUCUGCCGACACGGCAGCCCUUAGCCACGUGCGGCUUCGGAGCAACAGCACAGGUGCCCGGCACUCCACACCCUGGGCCCUGGACGCUGGCCGCGGCCGCCGCCUCGGGCCAACCAGAGACCUUGCCGGAGACAAGACCAAGGCCAGCCCCGGUGGGGGCAGCAGCGGCGGCGGGGGACGGGUGCCCAAGUCAGCAUCGGUGUCAGCCCUGUCCCUCAUCAUCACCGCAGACGAUGGCAGUGGCGGCCCCCUCAUGAGCCCCCUGUCCCCGCGCUCGCUGUCCUCAAACCCGUCUUCCCGAGACUCCUCGCCAAGCCGGGACCCGUCGCCGGUGUGCAGCAGCCUGCGGCCCCCCUUAGUCAUCCACAGCUCGGGCAAGAAGUAUGGCUUCAGCCUGCGUGCCAUCCGCGUCUACAUGGGCGACAGCAACGUCUACACCGUGCACCACGUGGUCUGGGGCGUGGAGGAGGGGAGCCCCGCCCAGGAGGCCGGGCUGCGCACUGGGGACCUCAUCACGCACAUCAACGGGGAGUCCGUGCUGGGCCUGGUGCACAGGGACGUCGUGGAGCUGCUGCUGAAGAGCGGCAAUAAGAUCUCCCUGCGGACCACGGCACUGGAGAACACGUCCAUCAGGGUGGGCCCGGCACGCAAGGACGCGGCAAAGGGGCGCAUGGCGCGGAUUACAUGA